AGGAGAAGGGAUCCUCUUUGACGUCAAGCGACCAUAAUAUAAUGAUCGCUCGUUCAUAUCCGGGUCCCCGGGAGGCUCCCCCGGGCCGCGCUCGGCUGCGCGCCUCCGCGGAGUAAGGCGGUAGGCGGACAGGACAAGGCAGGGCAAGGCAGGGCAGAGGGCAGGGCGGCCGCUCGGAGGUGGCCGGCGGCGGCGGCAGAGGCAGCGGGGCGGCGAGCGCAGCAUGCCCGCCGCCUCAGACGCGCCUGCCUCCUGCCGCCGCUGCCCAUGGAGAUCGCGUUGGUGACUCUGGAGAACGGCGGCGCCACGGCCAUCGUGGGCGGCGAGGAUGCCGCGGCCGGCGGCAGCAGCGGCAGCAGCGGCAGCGUCCGAGCCCGGCGGAGGGGCGACUUGCUCCACAUUGCGGGCUCCGCCGGGCCACGGGUGAGCGACGGCAUGGAGGGCGUCCCGUCGUCAUCGCCGCCGUCUCCUCCACCACCGGCAGACGAGGACCAGGACCGGGAGCAGCCACCACCGGCUCCCCGGGAAGGCGGCGAGAGGCGCGGCAGCUGCAGCGCGGGCAGCCCUAAGGACCAGGAGGCAGCGUGCGGAGUCCCCCAGCCGCCCCCUCAACAACCGCCGCCCCAGCUGCCGCCCCGACAACCGCCGCCCAAACCACCACCCCGCGCCCCGCGCCCCGCCGCGGCGCUGGACAUGGGCCCUGCCGAGGAAGGGGGGCACCGCCGAGGCAUGGCCAUGGCGGCAGCAGGCGAGGAGGAGGAUGAGGCGGCGGCGACGAACCGCGGUGCCAUGCACCACCAGCGGGUGUUGAUCAACAUCUCCGGGCUGCGCUUCGAGACCCAGCUGGGCACCCUCAACCAGUUCCCUGACACGCUGCUGGGGGACCCAGACAAGCGCAUGCGCUACUUCGACCCGCUCCGCAACGAGUACUUCUUCGACCGCAACCGGCCCAGCUUCGACGGCAUCCUCUACUUCUACCAGUCCGGCGGCAAGCUCCGGCGACCUGUCAACGUCUCCAUUGAUGUGUUCACCGAUGAGAUCCGUUUCUAUCAGUUGGGCGAGGAGGCCAUGGAGCGCUUCCGGGAGGAUGAGGGCUUCAUCAAAGAGGAGGAGAAGCCCCUGCCCCGCAAUGAGUUCCAGCGCCAGGUCUGGCUCAUCUUCGAGUAUCCUGAGAGCUCCAGUUCAGCCCGGGCCAUCGCCAUCGUCUCCGUGCUGGUCAUCCUCAUCUCUAUCAUCACCUUCUGCUUGGAGACCCUGCCGGAAUUCAGGGAUGAGAGGGAGAUGCCCGUGCCCUUGCCCACACAAAGCGGAGGUUUGAAUGGCACGGCCGGGAGCUCUGCACCCAUGAAGCCACCCAGUAGCCUCGCUGACCCCUUCUUCAUCAUUGAGACCACCUGCGUGAUCUGGUUCACCUUCGAGCUCCUCGUCCGCUUCUUCGCCUGCCCCAGCAAGCCCGAGUUCUCGCGCAACAUCAUGAACAUCAUUGACAUUGUGGCCAUCAUCCCCUACUUCAUCACCCUGGGCACCGAGCUGGCCCAUGAGCAGCAGCAGCCUGGGGCUGGCAGUAGCAAUGGGGGUGGGGGCCAGCAGCAAGCCAUGUCCCUGGCCAUCCUCAGAGUCAUCCGCCUGGUCAGGGUCUUCAGGAUCUUCAAGCUCUCCAGGCACUCCAAGGGGCUGCAGAUCUUGGGACAGACUUUGAAAGCUAGCAUGAGGGAGCUGGGCCUCCUCAUCUUCUUCCUCUUCAUUGGGGUGAUCCUCUUCUCCAGUGCUGUCUACUUUGCUGAGGCAGAUGACCCCGAGUCUCAUUUCUCCAGCAUCCCUGACGCUUUCUGGUGGGCAGUGGUGACCAUGACCACCGUGGGCUACGGGGAUAUGCGACCUGUCACCGUGGGGGGCAAGAUUGUGGGUUCCCUGUGUGCCAUCGCCGGUGUCCUCACCAUCGCCCUGCCUGUCCCUGUCAUCGUGUCCAACUUCAACUACUUCUACCACCGAGAGACUGACCACGAAGAGCAAGCUAUGCUCAAAGACGAACACAGCAGCGCUCAGGGCAGCACAGCAGGCGGAGAUGCAAAGAGAAAAUCCAGUAGAAACUCUCUGAACAAAUCUGUUGUGCACUUGGAAAACAGUGAGGGGCUCAACAACGACACCAGCUCCUUAGAGAAAGCCAAUAUCAAAGCGAAAAGUAACGUAGACCUCAGAAAAUCCCUCUAUGCUCUCUGCCUGGACACCAACAGGGAAACAGACUUGUAAGGAGAGGAGAGAGCUGGAGUUGAGAGAUGCAGAGAGGAUUUGCUGGUGUCAGAAACUUCCUACUAGAGUUAUUAUUUUGGUACCAGUUAGUUUUGGUUUGGGGCUUGGUUUGUUGUGUUUCAAGUCAGGCUGUAUUUUAUAAACCCAUCACUGGCCUGAGCAGCCCUUCAGGAGUCGGUGUUUUUAUGUUCUCUUUUUGCUUUGUUUUGGUUUGGUUUGUUUUCCAUGACACAAAGGGUCACCUAUUUUUAAAGUAGACUAAGAAUAAGCCACGCUCCCUGAUGCAGGAGCUGGUAAACUGUGACAGUGCAAAACCUAGUCUGUAGAAAACGUGGUUUAGCAAAGGGUUGUUGCUUUUUCAGCGGGUCCUUUGUAACCAGUUCGGUUGCUCCCAGGUUUAGUGUGAAAGAGCUGGGGGGUUGGGGAGGGAUGUGUGUGUGGAGAAUGAAUGGAUCUGGGGGGAGGGAAAAGUGUGUGUGUGUGUGUGGAGGUUGAGAUUCUU
This is a messenger RNA of Dryobates pubescens (Downy woodpecker), 2752 nucleotides long. RefSeq names its product potassium voltage-gated channel subfamily A member 5. Gene Ontology annotation, biological process: potassium ion transmembrane transport; protein homooligomerization. Gene Ontology annotation, molecular function: protein binding; delayed rectifier potassium channel activity. The transcript has a single exon. Lineage: Eukaryota; Metazoa; Chordata; Aves; Piciformes; Picidae. The coding region runs from base 268 to 2250 and encodes 660 amino acids. Gene Ontology annotation, cellular component: membrane; voltage-gated potassium channel complex. The record is from RefSeq and is a predicted model, not a curated record.